AGGAAAUAAUGAUAAAUAUUAAACCCUGGAUCACUGUAAAGAAUAAAAAAGGGCCGUAGAAUUAAGAUUCAUUCUCGGGACUGCAGUCGCCACAGGAACAACAACAACGGAAACUUCGAAAACUCCUCCUCCGCCUUGACUGCGAAUUGAUUCCUGCGGCUUUUCCAUCGACUUCUUUCGCCUCUUCGCAGACGCGCUUCCUGUCCUGAACGGCGCGCCAUAUUAAGUUCUCUCGCCGUCCAUCCCUCUCCAGCUAAAUCGGAGCUUUGGUCUUCUGUUACUUCCAUUAGAACCAACCCAGUGCAUGAGUGUGCUGGGUCGAAUUUCUCCGAACAUGUCGGGCUCGAACACGCCGAACGCCGGAGACGGAUCCAGUACCCCGCGUCCUGCAAGGUCCUCGAGACGGGGAGGUCGAGGUCGAGGUCGAGGCCGUGGCGGCCGCGGUCAUUCUCACCAACAGGCACCGGUCUCGUCUGCAAAUAACGCACCGCAGACGGAGCAGACUCGCUCUGGACUGGCCCCGCCUCCACAGAUACAACUGCAGCCGCAACCGCAGAAUGAGGCGGCGAUUCCGAAUACAACCCCGUCGAGUGGUCAGCAAUCUCGUCGAGGACCUAGGGGAGGGAGACGAAGUGGACGCGGUGGAAGCGCACAACAAGAGGCCAGCCAGCGACCGGCUCGCACACGAGCUGCUGGAGGGCGGGCGUUUCAGGGACGGUUGACACGGCCACCACAUUCCUCAGAGGAUGGCCUACUGGACGGACAGGAGGAUACAGCCGCUGACCUGGGGUUGAGGGCGGAUGCGCCGGCCUUUGUGCCUGGAGUGUCGCAGCCGAAUGGCAGUGUCUCUGCAGAGCCUUCCUCUGUUCUGCCGUCUGCUGCUGCUGCGCCGCACAAAGGGAAAGGCAAAGCGAAGAAUGCUCGAUCACGGCCAGCAAAGGUUACGACGAAAUCGGAGGCCGAGGAUAUCGUCACGCGGAUACACGAGGAUAUUUCGAAUAAUCUUUACGAGUGCCCCAUUUGCACCAUUGAGAUUGGGCGCAAGUCGCGCGUGUGGUCUUGUCGUCUCUGCUGGACGGUCUUCCACCUGAGCUGUGUGAAGAAAUGGUCGAAGAAUGAAGGCGCUGCGGCGCAGGAUGCUUCUCGUCGAGCCGGGGAAGAAGGGGAUGCCAGCACACCUCGUGCCUGGAGAUGUCCUGGUUGUAAUCUUGCACAGGAGGUGUUUCCUUCGAGUUACGCCUGCUGGUGUGAGAAGGAAAUCGACCCACGCCCGUUCCCUGGUAUCCCUCCGCACUCCUGCGGGCAGACAUGUUCCCGCUCGAGAAAAGGAUGCCCGCACCCUUGCGACGCGACCUGCCACGCUGGACCUUGUGCUUCUUGUACUGCGAUGGGACCGACUCAGGAUUGCUUUUGUGGCAGGAACUCCUCUACGAAACGCUGCCAGGACACCGACUACGACAAUGGAUGGAGCUGCGGAGAGAUAUGUGGUGAUUUACUACCAUGCGGCGAACAUACGUGCCCCCGACCAUGUCAUGAGGGACUAUGUGGCGCUUGCGAGGUGAAGAUUGAGGCGCGUUGCUACUGCGGGAAAGUAGAAACGGAAAUGCUCUGUAGCUCAAAAGAUGAAGAGCUAGAAAGCCAGAUGCUUCAUGAUGGCCAGGAUCCUGAGGAUCUUGAGGAGUGGACGGGAUGUUUCAGCUGUGGAGACCAAUGCAAUCGGCCCUUUGAUUGCGGCGUUCACUUUUGCGAAAGGAGUUGCCAUCCCCAAGAUGCGGAGAUGGCCCAUUGCCCGAGAUCCCCGGAUGUGGUAUCACACUGUCCUUGCGGAAAGACUCGACUCCCGAGUAUACCGGGAUACGCUCCUCGAACGUCCUGUGAAGACCCAAUUCCAAACUGCUUGGAAGCCUGUGGUAAGAUUUUGCGCUGUGGACACCCGUGUCAAAAGAUUUGCCACACAGGUUCUUGUGGUCCUUGCAUGCAAACAGUCGCGAUAGAGUGUCGCUGUGGACGUAACUCUUUCAUGAGUAUGUGCCACCAGGGCACCAUUGAGCCUCCUCAGUGUUUCAGGGUUUGCAAGGCCGGCUUGCACUGUGGGAGACACGCCUGCAGUGAGAGAUGCUGUCCCGGGGAACAGAAAGCAGUCGAACGCCAGGCCUUGCGGCGGAAGCUCAAGUCACAUCUCCGCCCCAGCGAUGAAGACGUAGAGGCUGAGCAUAUUUGCACCCGGGUGUGUGGCCGUAUGCUGAAAUGCGGGCGGCAUACAUGCCCGGAAAUCUGCCACAAGGGACCAUGCAACACCUGCAGAGAGGCGAUUUUUGAGGAAGUUUCCUGCAAUUGCGGCCAAUCCAUCUUGUACCCACCGCUGCCUUGUGGGACGCAGCCUCCCCCAUGCUCGCGCCCUUGUGAACGUCCUAAACCAUGUGGUCAUCCCCAAACCCCACAUAACUGCCAUACAGACGACGAAUCCUGCCCCAAGUGCCCUUAUCUUACGGAGAAGACGUGUCUUUGCAGCAAGCGCGCGUUGAAAAACCAACCCUGCUGGCUUACAGACGUGCGCUGCGGCCAGAUUUGCGGCCAAUCGCUCAAAUGCGGUUCUCAUUCGUGUCAAAAGAAUUGCCACCGGCCAGGCGAGUGCGAGGACGCUUCCCGGCCCUGCCAACAGGCCUGUGGCAAGACCAAGACGCUUUGUGGCCAUCCAUGCACGGAGCCUUGCCAUGCCCCAUACCCAUGCCCCGAAAGGACCCCCUGUUCGUCGACAAUCAUGGUCACAUGUGGCUGUGGCCGUCUGCGGCAGGAACGUCGAUGCAAUGCGGCGAAAGCCGUCGUCGCGUCCAAGGGCCAGCUGCAGCAGCCGCAGAGGCUCCCCGCGAUCACCCCGCUGACCUGCGACGAGGAAUGCGCGCGCCUAGAGCGGAAUCGCUCUCUGGCUGCAGCCCUGGGAGUCGACAUUAACCCGUCCACGACCGUCGCGCAAAGCCUCUCAUCUACAAACCUCCCCUACUCCUCCGAAACCCUGGACAUGUACAUCCAGCUCUCAUCCGCCUCUCCACUUUCCACCCUACAAUCCUACGAGUCCACUCUACACUCCCUCGCCACCGGCACCGAACAGCGCUCCGUCCGAACGCAACCCGCCAAAUCAGCGAUCCGCGCCUUCAUCCACUCCCUUGCAGCCGAUUAUGGCUUUGCAAGCGAGAGCUUCGACCCGGAACCCCACCGCCAUGUCUUCGUCCUUAAGCCUACCUCCUGGACCGCACCCGUCUUCGGCGUCGCUAACGGCGUCGGCAUUGGCGGUAUGAGCGUAAGCGAAUGCGUGAAGCUCCGCGACCGCCACAGACUGAAAGAACGCGAAGCCCAGCGCGUCGCAGCCGCCGAGGCCAAAGCCCAGCGUGAAGCGGCUAAACUGUCGGGCGCGGGGUCCAGCGAGACCGGGGGCGGCUGGGCGCAGGUCGCGGCCUCGAAACGAAGCAGCAACGGUGUCAUAAUGGGUAGUGCGAGGGCCACGGCCCCACCGGGGCUGGCUUCACGGGCGCCCAGUGGGUUCUCUACCUCGAUAUAUGCAGCUUUAGCCGGGCACGAUGGCAGUGCUCCUGUGAAGGAGAAACUGGUCUUGCGGUCGGGCAUUGGCGCGGGGAGACCAAUCCGGACUCCGCCUACGCCUGCAGAGGUCGCUGAUGAUUGGGAGGAGGAGGAAGAAAAGGAAGAGGAGAAGGAGCAGCAACGACGUGCGCAGGAGCUUGGGGAAGACCAAAUCCAGCAUGAACAUGAACAUGAACAUGAACAUGAACAUGAACAUGAACAUGAGAGUGAGCCAUCUGACUCGACAAAUACCGAUCCCGAUAUCCAGGAAGAUCCUUCUAUUCCUGAUCGAUCUGCAACUCCCUUGGAGUGUGAGCGUGGGAGUGGGAGUAGGAGUAUACAGGAAGCCCUGCCAUGAUAAUGUUACGACAUCUGACUUUUCUCGCUAUUUCUUCUUUCUUUCUUGUGGACUACCGCAAUCUAUCAGCAUCCAGCGUGUCAUUAUGCUCUGCUCUGCAUAACAAGGUGAUUAAUUGCCUUAUACCACAAUCCGGUCUAGAAAAGUUUCCCUUAGUUUAGUUAUGAUAGAAGUCCUUCGAAUACAUGCCUGCAUGCAUAACUAGCACUAAUUAUUCAAUUCAUUAGAUUGAAAC
Molecule: messenger RNA, 4169 nt
Organism: Aspergillus ochraceoroseus IBT 24754
Lineage: Eukaryota; Fungi; Ascomycota; Eurotiomycetes; Eurotiales; Aspergillaceae
Product: putative NF-X1 finger transcription factor
Exons: 1
Coding region: 335-3934 (1199 amino acids)
Biological process (GO): negative regulation of transcription by RNA polymerase II
Cellular component (GO): nucleus
Molecular function (GO): RNA polymerase II transcription regulatory region sequence-specific DNA binding; DNA-binding transcription factor activity, RNA polymerase II-specific; zinc ion binding
Source: RefSeq, a predicted model, not a curated record